AUGGCGUCACUCAAGCCCCUCAAGCUGGCUUUCGUUUGCUUAUCUCUCACAUGGGUUUCCAUAGCAUCUGCAGCGACCCACGUUGUACCUCGCCAGAGUACGCAUAAGUCAUCGAUCUAUGGUGUGAAUCUCGGCGGCUGGCUGGUACUUGAGCCGUGGAUAACGCCCUCUGUUUUCGAAGAAGCAGGGGAUCGGGCAGUGGAUGAGUACACUUUGAGCCAAAUUCUCGCAGGCAAUGCCAGAUCACGACUAUCAAAACAUUGGAACUCAUGGAUCACUGCAGAUGAUUUUAAGCAGAUUGCUGCUGCCGGCUUAACUCAUGUUAGGAUUCCCAUCGGCUACUGGGCGGUAGCUCCGCUGAAGGGAGAGCCCUAUGUCCAAGGUCAAGUCAGUUAUUUAGAUAAGGCGAUUAGAUGGGCCAAACAAUCAAACCUCAAAGUUGCGAUUGACCUUCAUGGUGCUCCCGGCUCCCAAAACGGCUUCGACAACAGCGGUCGUCGCGGUUCCAUCAAUUGGCCUAAAGGCAAUACGGUGGCCCAAACCUUGAAUGCCCUUCGCGCACUUGCAGAGCGUUACGCCGACCAAACCGACGUCGUAGACUCUAUUGAGAUUCUCAAUGAGCCCUUCGUGCCGGGUGGUGUGCCGCUCGACGAGGUCAAGCAAUUCUAUCACGAAGGCUAUAAGGCCGUGCGGGAUAUAAACCCCAAUGUCGGCGUUGCAAUAUCCGACGCAUUCCAAGAUCUCCGUUCGUGGAACGGUUUCAUGCUCCCGUCCAAAAACUUUCAUAAUGUCUUCCUCGAUGCCCACCACUACCAAGUCUUCGAUAAUGCGUUCACAAGCUUUAGCGUAGAUCAGCAUGUCAACCUCGCGUGUUCGUAUGGGCGUGAGCAGGUUGCGAAAACGGAUAAAAAGACUUUUGUUGGAGAGUGGAGUGCUGCCAUGACAGAUUGCGCCAAGUAUCUCAAUGGUAGGGACAAGGGUGCGCGGUUUGAUAAAUCAUUUCCUAACGGCAAACGCUCGGGUGCCUGUGGUGGAAGGUACUUUGGCUCGGUGAAGCAGCUACCUGAUCAGCAGAAAGUGGGAAUCCGGCGGUUUAUUGAGGCUCAGCUGGAUGCUUAUGGGUUGGGUGCAGGGUGGUUCUUCUGGACGUGGAAGACGGAAGGAUCGCCUGGGUGGGAUAUGCAGGACCUUUUAUCGGCGGGCUUGUUCCCGCAGCCGUUUACGAAUAGAAAGUAUGGUGGUUGCAAGUGA
Molecule: messenger RNA, 1251 nt
Organism: Histoplasma mississippiense
Lineage: Eukaryota; Fungi; Ascomycota; Eurotiomycetes; Onygenales; Ajellomycetaceae
Product: glucan 1,3-beta-glucosidase
Exons: 2
Coding region: 1-1251 (416 amino acids)
Biological process (GO): glucan catabolic process
Cellular component (GO): cell surface; extracellular region
Molecular function (GO): glucan exo-1,3-beta-glucosidase activity
Source: RefSeq, a predicted model, not a curated record